AAAUCUUGAUUAUCUUCCUUCAACAACCCAUAAUAAUGACUAAGAUCGAUGCUCUCCGUCGAUUCUUCCUCCCUUGUCUCUUCCCCACUACCACCGCUUCCGAUGCCACGCAAACAACCCCUCUCAAGAAACGACUCAGCACCUCCUUGAGAGACGACCUCGACGAACCUUCCACCACCACCAAUACCAAUCAAGAUGAUCAAAACCAAAACCAGGAUCAAGAUCAAGAAUCAAACUCCCCCGAAGAUAGCGUCACCUCUCGCCCCUCCAAGUCCAUGGUCAUCGGUACCAUCUUCGGUCAACGACGCGGCCACGUCUGGUUCUGCGUUCAACACCAACGUCAAUCUACAAAACCCUCUCUUCUUCUUGAACUCUCCAUCCCCACUCACCAACUCGUCCAAGAAAUGCGUUGCGGACUAGUGCGUAUCGCUCUUGAGUGCGCCCGACCCGAACUCUGUUCUUGCCCGCUGAGAUCCGUACCCGUUUGGAUAAUGUACUGUAAUGGGCGGAAGGUGGGUUUUGCAAUUCGGAGAAAAGCCAGCGGGCAGAACCGUUUGAUGUUAAAGACGAUGGAGUCGAUGACAGUCGGUGCAGGUGUCAUUCCAGCCGGGUUCGGACCUUCGGGUUCGGAAGCGGAGGAGGUCAUGUACAUGAGGGCGAAUUAUGAGCACGUGAUCGGAAGUGCUGACUCGGAGUCGUUUCAUUUGAUUAACCCAGAUGAGUACCCGGGUCAAGAGUUCAGUGUGUUCUUGCUUAGAUCGAGGUGAUUGAUUAAUUACUAAUUAGAGAGGGGCUUUUAUUUAUGGUUUCUUUACCGUUUGAUUAUUUUAGGGAACAGAAUAUUAGGGUUUUCUGGACCUUGAAAACCUUGCGUUUCUCUUGUUUUAGUGAUGGAAUUCUUCAUCGGGAAUUUUAGGUUUAUUAAAGAGGGUAAUCGUGGUAAAGAUUUUUUUUUUGACAGUAGCUCUUUUGGGAUUUCAAUUGUUGGAUACUUUUUGUUGAGAUCAGAAACAUGGAGGGAAAUGUAGCUGAGUAUGUUAAUAUUGAAUUCUCUUCAGGGAUUGGUCCAACAUUUUUGUCUUUUAAGACUCGAAAUUCCUUUGUGUAAUAUAUCACAGAUUCAUAAGAGAAAUGAAUAUUCUUCGACUUUCUUUUUGUUUUCAACACUCCUCAUAACAAACUGCAUGUAGAUACAACGGGCUAUUAGUUGGAUCAUCACAUCAAUGGGUCAUUCCAGUGAACUCUUACCACUGUUAGGUAGCGUUGGGAGAGGCCUCUCCCAGCCCAAAAGCGGUGAGAUUUUCUUCUUACUUGUAUGCUAACACCUGACGUGGGACAACCCAACACGCUUAUUUUGAAUAUUAAUUGAGUUGUGAUGAUUUUAAUACU
This is a messenger RNA of Mangifera indica (mango), 1389 nucleotides long. Its product is annotated as protein MIZU-KUSSEI 1. Lineage: Eukaryota; Viridiplantae; Streptophyta; Magnoliopsida; Sapindales; Anacardiaceae. The record is from RefSeq and is a predicted model, not a curated record. The transcript has a single exon. Gene Ontology annotation, biological process: hydrotropism. Bases 36 to 767 code for a protein of 243 amino acids.